Molecule: messenger RNA, 3672 nt
Organism: Centrocercus urophasianus (Greater sage-grouse)
Lineage: Eukaryota; Metazoa; Chordata; Aves; Galliformes; Phasianidae
Gene: STAT4
Product: signal transducer and activator of transcription 4
Exons: 24
Coding region: 200-2449 (749 amino acids)
Biological process (GO): response to peptide hormone; defense response; regulation of transcription by RNA polymerase II
Molecular function (GO): DNA-binding transcription factor activity, RNA polymerase II-specific; RNA polymerase II cis-regulatory region sequence-specific DNA binding
Source: RefSeq, a predicted model, not a curated record
UAAGGCAGCCACUGAGAGUUGUGCUACUCAUGAUGUUUUUGAACUGUGACACGGCCCCAUUCCACUCCCCCGGGGCGGUGAGGGCACAGCUGACGCACAGGAAAAGCCACCGGGACAGAGCUGGGGCAGCAUAAAGCGUGGGGCAGACGGCAGCCACGCCUGGGGACAUCGCCAACAGCUCAGGGGCCACUUGCACAGCAUGUCGCAAUGGAGUCAAGUUCAACAACUGGAAAUAAAGUUUUUAGAACAAGUUGACCAGUUCUAUGAUGAUAACUUUCCCAUGGAAAUCCGGCAUCUGCUGGCACAAUGGAUAGAAAGCCAAGAUUGGGAGGCUGCAUCCAACAACGAAGCAAUGGCAACCAUCCUUUUACAGAACCUCCUAAUACAAGUGGAUGAACAGCUAGACCGGGUUUCACAAGAGAAGAACCUUCUCUUGAUACACAACCUGAAAAGAAUCAGAAAGCUGCUUCAGGGGAAAUACCAUGGUAAUCCCAUGCAUAUAGCAGUGAUCAUCUCAAACUGCUUAAGAGAAGAAAGAAGAAUAUUGGCUGCAGCCAGCAUGCCCGUGCAGGGACCACUGGAAAAGUCUUUGCAGAACUCUGUGGUUUCAGAGAGACAAAGAAAUGUGGAGCACAAAGUGUCAGCCAUUAAGAACAGCGCCCAGAUGACUGACCAAGAUGUCAAAUACUUGGAAGACUUGCAAGAAGAAUUUGACUUCAGGUAUAAAACAAUACAAAGUUUAGAGCAGAGCGACAAAAACAGCGCCCUCAUUAAACAGGAAAUGUUGGCGUUGCAGGCGAUGCUCAAUACGUUAGACUACAAGAGAAAGGAAGUGCUAAGUAAAAUAGGCCGUGUCAUCCACGAAAUUGAUAUGCUCAUGAGCAACAUGCUGACCGAGGAACUGCUGGACUGGAAGAGACGGCAGCAGAUUGCAUGCAUCGGGGGUCCCCUCCACGGGGGGCUCGAUCAGCUCCAGAACUGUUUUACGCUGUUGGCAGAGAGUCUUUUUCAAGUUAGAAGGCAACUGGAAAAACUGGAUGAGCUGUUGACCAGACUGACAUACGAUGGGGAUCCCAUCCCAGUACAAAGACCUCAGCUGCUGGAAAAGGUCAAUUUCCUGCUCUACAACCUCUUCCGCAAUUCAUUUGUGGUUGAAAGGCAGCCCUGUAUGCCAACACACCCCCAGAGGCCAAUGGUUCUUAAAACGUUAAUACAGUUCACUGUAAAAUUAAGGUUGCUAAUUAAAUUGCCAGAGCUGAACUACCAGAUCAGAGUGAAAGCAACUAUCGACAAGAAUGUUUCAACAGUGAGCAAUCGUAGAUUUGUUCUGUGUGGAACACACGUGAAAGCCAUGAACAUGGAUGAGUCGGCAAAUGGCAGCCUGUCAGUAGAAUUCCGACACCUGCAGCCGAAAGAAAUGAAAUCAAGUGCUGGAAGCAAAGGAAAUGAGGGCCCUCAUAUGGUGACUGAAGAGCUGCACUCCAUCAGCUUUGAAACACAGGUCUGCCUGUAUGGACUGACUAUCAAUUUGGAAACGAGCUCUUUGCCUGUAGUGAUGAUUUCCAAUGUCAGCCAGUUACCCAAUGCAUGGGCUUCUAUUAUUUGGUACAACCUAUCAACCAACGACCCUCAGAACUUAUCUUUCUUUAACAACCCCCCUGCCGCCACUCUAAGUCAGCUCUUAGAAGUACUGAGCUGGCAGUUUUCAUCCUAUGUUGGCCGUGGACUCAAUUCCGAGCAACUCAACAUGCUGGCAGAGAAACUUAUGGGGCAACAGGUCAGUUACAGUGACUACCAGCUCUCCUGGGCAAAGUUCUGCAAGGAACAUUUACCUGGCAAGUCUUUUACCUUUUGGAUUUGGCUUGAAGCUAUACUGGACUUAAUUAAAAAACACAUUCUUCCUCUUUGGAUUGAUGGGUACGUAAUGGGAUUUGUAAGCAAAGAGAAGGAACGAAUUUUGCUCAAAGACAAGACACCAGGAACAUUUUUAUUAAGGUUUAGUGAAAGCAAUCUGGGUGGAAUUACCUUUACUUGGGUGGAUCAGUUAGAAAAUGGAGAAGUGACAUUCCAUUCAGUGGAACCCUACAACAAAGGCCGCUUAGCUGCGCUGCCCUUUGCUGACAUACUGCGAGAUUACAAAGUUAUCAUGGCAGACAACGUUCCUGAAAACCCUCUGAAGUAUCUGUACCCAGACAUUCCCAAGGACAAGGCCUUUGGCAAACACUACAGCUGUCAGCCGAAUGAAGUCUCAAAACCCUCAGACGGAGGAGUCAAAGGUUACGUUCCUUCUGUAUUUAUCCCAGUCUCCAAAAUCUUAAAUGACUCUACAGAUCCACAUUCUCCAUCAGAUCUUCUUCCAAUGUCUCCAAGUGUUUAUGCUGUGCUGAGAGAACAUCUGAGUCCCACAGCCAUCGAAACUGCCCUGAGUUCUCCUUACUCAACUGACUGAAGUUCACGUAUUGGAAAAAUAAGCAAUUGCGUGGACACUGCAUGGGUUAGAAGCAUAAUAAAUAUCUUCUCUGCCAUCACUGUAAAUCACUAUUUCCUGGAAACCAUUACGAUGCUAUUGUUGGGCCUCCUCCUGUUCUCAGUUCCACGUAAAACAGACAUUUUCUUCCUAGAGGUUACACAUAGCCAUCUGAGACUGCUACCUACACUGAUAAAAGGCCAAAUCCAUUCCCACUCACAGGUCAUUUGAUUCCAGUGGGGUCCAGUAGGUAUGAGUUUCUACCCGCAGAAUUACUGACCUUAGAAUUGUAAAUAAAACAGUAUAAGAACAGAUAUUUUCUUUUUUUCUUCUGAUAACAGCAUAUAAGAACAACUAAAGACUUUAAGGUACUUGAGGAAAUCAGUUUAUAUUACAUUUGCUUAAUCAUCUCUUUAUAUCCCCUCAGUUUAGCUUCUAUUUUAAAGUGCAGAUUCUCACCCUCCAAAUUCAGUUACAUCCAGGGCUUAUUUUUUCCUCAAGAUGAGCCACCUCGAGCACAGACUAUCACCACAGCAGAAGUUCAGAGUCUCAUCUGAUGAGCAGGAUAACUGGUUUUACACUGCCUUUGAAAAACAUUUCCUUAUGCUUAUUUUGGCAUAGAUUAAUGUUGGUUCAUCUGUUUGUUUUUCCCAGUAUUAUCCCUCAACAUUCUGUUAAUAGAAUAAUAAAAUGGCCGUUCCAGGGCCGUUGUCUUACACGCAUGCAGCCUCAUUCAGAUUUAACUCGUGUGCAAAAUAAAUGGCUAAUGCAUACAAAGUUCUUAGAACACACAAACAUCAGUAAAAUGAGCUGCAGAUGCUCAAGUGCAAAUAAUACAGACACUUGGGAUGAAAACAAUCCCCUUGCAUCAGUCAGACCUAGAUUUCAGUUUCAUUUCUCUUCCUUACCUCCCCCCCCCCACCCACCCAUACCAUUGACGUUAGCAAGCAACAUCUCUGUUAGAAUGGAAAGAAAUUCUUUUUGGGCAUUGCUGAAAUAUCAGACUAGAUAUUGAAUGACCAAACAUCUCUGUAGUUGAUCAGUUUCAGUGAUUCCAAGCUAGCUGCAGAAUCAUAUUUCUUCUCGCAAAGCAUCUCAUAGAAAUUAUUUUCCCAUAAACAAUGACUACUGUGUAUAUAUGUCUAAAAACAACUGUAAUUUAUAUGACCAGUACGAAUAAAAAGAGUUUUUGGCUUAAAGUUGGA